Molecule: messenger RNA, 1188 nt
Organism: Aphidius gifuensis
Lineage: Eukaryota; Metazoa; Arthropoda; Insecta; Hymenoptera; Braconidae
Gene: Tcs4
Product: probable tRNA N6-adenosine threonylcarbamoyltransferase, mitochondrial
Exons: 5
Coding region: 1-1188 (395 amino acids)
Biological process (GO): tRNA threonylcarbamoyladenosine modification
Cellular component (GO): mitochondrion
Source: RefSeq, a predicted model, not a curated record
AUGUUUUUUAAUCAUUGUAGACCAAUAAAAAUAUUAGGAAUUGAAACAAGUUGUGAUGAUACUGGUGUUGCAAUUGUUGAUGAUACUGGAAAAAUUAUUGGCCAAGCACUUUGUUCACAACAAAAAAUUCAUACAAGAAAUGGAGGUAUUAUUCCACCUGUAGCUCGUGAUUUGCAUUAUGAAAAUAUAACAAAAGUUUGUGAAGAUGCAUUAAAAUCAGCAAAUUUAAAACUACGUGAUAUUGAUGCAAUUGCAACGACAGUUAAACCAGGUCUUCCAUUGUCACUUGAUGUUGGUAAUAAAUUUGGUAAAUAUCUUUGUCAAAUUGGUAAUAAACCAUACAUUCCAAUUCAUCAUAUGGAAGCACAUGCAUUAACAGCAAGAAUGGUUGAAAAGGUUGAAUUACCAUUUCUUGUUUUACUAAUUUCUGGUGGACAUUGUCUUCUUGCUCUUGUUAAAAAAAUUGAUGAUUUUUAUCUACUAGGAACGUCUCUUGAUGAUGCACCUGGUGAAGCAUUUGACAAAGUAGCACGUAAAUUAAAAAUAUUUAAUUUACCACAAUAUAGAGAUAAAAAUGGUGGUGCUGUUAUUGAACAUGCAGCAAAAUUUUCAAAUGAUCCAUUACAAUUUGAAUUUCCUGUACCAAUGCCACAUUAUCGUGAUUGUAAUUUUAGUUUUUCUGGUAUUAAAAAUACAGUAAACACAAUAAUAUGGAGACAAGAAAAAGAAUUUGAUAUUUGUGGUGAUGGUAUUGUACCUGAUUUAUAUAAUAUUUGUGCUGGUUUUCAAUUAUCAGUUGGAAAACAUAUUGGCCAUAAAACAAAAAGAGCUAUGAAAUUUUUAGAUCAUUCAAAUUUAAUUCCUGAUGAUAGACGUACACUGGUUGUUUCUGGUGGUGUUGCUUGUAAUGAUUUUAUUGCAAAAUGUUUAAAUGUCGUUUGUGAAGAAAUGGAUUAUCGACUUGUUAGACCACCUCCACAGCUUUGUACUGAUAAUGGAAUAAUGAUUGCAUGGAAUGGCAUUGAAAGAUGGCGAGAAAAUUGUGGAGUAAUUAGAGAUCCAGACGAAAUUGCUAAAGUUGAUAUUGAACAUCGCUCACCUUUGGGCACUGAUUGGAUACCACUUGUCAAGGAAGCUGAUAUACAAUGCAGUACAAUCAAAACAAAGCAGCUACUCUCUAUUUUAUAA